AUGGCCAAGAUGGUGAUUCUUCGCUGUGUUAGACGUGGACUACUUCUACCGGUGUUCAACAAUCUGGUAAGCUUGUCUUUUGGGAGUACGAACAAAAGAGGUUGGAAACUGCUGCCACUUCUGAUUGAGCAGUCUCCAAAGCUUGAAACUCUAAUCAUCCAGGGGCUGGAUAGAGUUACACAGGCGAUGUGACCAUGCCUCCGUUCCAAGUGAAGAUGCUGCAUGUUCAUGGUUAUGGAGGAAAUGCGGAAGAGGUGGAACGCUUACAUAAAUUUAUUGGGGAGUCGGAAUGCGGUGAAGUGGUGCUAGGCUGCGGAAGCUGUGGUGGAUAAUACCAUGUAUUGCAAACCAAAAGGGUUCUAUAGUCUAUAGUUGAGGCUUCCUGGAUUUUCGGUUUCAUCCAAAUG
Molecule: messenger RNA, 407 nt
Organism: Arabidopsis thaliana (thale cress)
Lineage: Eukaryota; Viridiplantae; Streptophyta; Magnoliopsida; Brassicales; Brassicaceae
Product: F-box/LRR protein
Exons: 3
Coding region: 1-192 (63 amino acids)
Source: RefSeq, marked reviewed